CCACAAUGAUGAUAGCACUUAGUGCUCCCAAAAAGGCAGAAACAUGGAUUUACCUAUAUUUCUGUGAACGGGCACGGGUUAUCAGAACUCGGUCAGCUUCGGCCAUCCAAGGCUUAUAGUGGGGUCGAGCAAGCAAUUUGAAUCCGUUAACGGCAACCCAAAAAAAUUUCUACCCAUGCGAGAGAUAACUAACCGCCAACCUAUCGUUGUCGUCGCCGCCGCCGCACAGCCUCUCGCACCCUAUUCCGAAAAAACGUACCAGGAAGAAGACCGCGAUAAGAAAGUUUCUUCUGCAAUAAUAUGCAUCUCUAUAUUGGGCUUGCCCAUGUCGCUCCUCUUGAUUCUUCCAGAUUUCUGCAGGUACCCUAGACGUGGACAUCCAUACACCACUACAGGCAGAAAUGUCCAUAUCCUGUUGCGCUUGCGAACCAAUCAACUCGAGCAACCAAAUUUGCAAGCUUGGCUAGGCUACGAUAGACCUAUACAUAUGCGAUCUGCUCUAGGAGUUAACCGGGAAUCUGCUAGCAUCGUUAGGUUAUCUCUCGGGAAAGCUAUCUUUCAGCUGUCAGAUGUUAGGCCGAAACUAGAUCAACUAGAUCCAUCUAACGAACAGAAUAAGCAACGAUGCAGCCGAAGUGGUCCAUAUCAGCGUGAUCGGAGCCGAUUACUGUUGGCUUUAUUAUUUGACCUCCUGUUACGACUGCUCAACGCCGCCGACCUGUGUAAGCGUGCAUAGACCGGCUAGUGCUUAGAAAACUAUCCGGGGUUUAAAAGUGAUAAGCCUAGACAAGUGGUGCCAUUAACCUGACCAUAUUCUUAAGUUUUCAUCAUUAUUGCUUUACAAAAUAUAUUAACAGUCUCGCCGGCUUGAGCCUCAAGCUUUUAGCGUAGUUCAUUGGCGGGGAGAACGGAGUUUUUAAUCUAUAUUCCAAUCGGAAAAUUCAUUCGUGUUCUCCAGAGCCGAUGGUCACUACGGGAAUAGGAUCAAUCGCUUAGGUAACAAGAUCCUAAGUAUAGUAUCUAUGUUCAAGACUUCUCCAACAACAUACA
This is a messenger RNA of Daldinia decipiens, 1050 nucleotides long. RefSeq lists its product as uncharacterized. The transcript is spliced from 2 exons. The record is from RefSeq and is a predicted model, not a curated record. Lineage: Eukaryota; Fungi; Ascomycota; Sordariomycetes; Xylariales; Hypoxylaceae. The coding region runs from base 176 to 736 and encodes 186 amino acids.